Molecule: messenger RNA, 2536 nt
Organism: Mytilinidion resinicola
Lineage: Eukaryota; Fungi; Ascomycota; Dothideomycetes; Mytilinidiales; Mytilinidiaceae
Exons: 1
Coding region: 188-2464 (758 amino acids)
Biological process (GO): protein phosphorylation
Molecular function (GO): ATP binding; protein kinase activity
Source: RefSeq, a predicted model, not a curated record
ACGCAAACUCUAUCUGUCUCGCGAGCAGCUUGCCCUUGUGCAAUCGGCCGACUGGGAACGGUAUCUGAUCCGAAAUCACGCAGCCCGCAUCAAUACAACCUGCCACCUAUUUCCGCGAAACACGCCAGACAACCGCCGUAAACAAACCCCACCGAAUACAUCCCGCUAGUCCUAUUAUCGCCACAACAUGGCUGAACCGUCGCCCGAUUACAAAAGGCUGUUUUUCGAAGAGCAGCACAGACGGAAGGCUGCAGAGCUUGCUCAGGAGGAAGAACAGCGCAGACGCGAAGAUGCAGAGCGGGCGCAGGAAAGGAUCGAAGAAAAAACGCGCAAGACAACAUUACUAGAGCUCCUCGACGCAUGUCAUACUCACCUAUACUCCGGCCUCACUGUACAAACCGAUGCAACCCUAUCAACGCGAGGCGACCCUGCAAACGCGAAUAAUAAACUUCGGCCUGAAAGAAUUCUCGAGUGGGAAGACUUUCCCGCACAACAGGAAGCGAUUUGGGACGAGGUUAUGGGCUCAGAAUUCGUCUUGGAACGGCACUUCACCUCACUACAUACCUUGGAGGAGUCUGGAGAGGGUAUCCGGCAAAGGAUGAUGAGCUCUGAACUGGAUUUGCAUCUCUUCCAGCGCUCCACCCUCGAGGACCACAUAUCGUCAAUCAUCUCGCAGCUUUACAAUAACAGCGCACUUCGACGGAAAUUUCAACUGCGGGGUGCAAUCAAGUUUGAGAAUCACGCCAACACCCUUAGCCCAGAAUCACAGCUGGAAGCGGGCAUACAACGGAUAAGCGUAUCAGGGGCUCCGCGACGCCGGUCACCACGCCUACAAGCCCAGACAAUGCCGGUAGACUCAGCAGAUCUGGUAGCCACAGAAGUCGCAAGAUCAUCCCGGCCUCGUGCAGACCAAUUUUGCGUGUACAACACAUCUAGCACGACUCCAAACUCGGAACAUCGCAUUGCUGCUUUCAUCAUCGAAUAUAAGGCACCACACAAGCUCUCGCUUGGAUACAUCUACGAAGGCUUGCAUGAAAUGGAUCUUGAGGAGGUGCUCCGCUGCGCUGAGGCCGAUACUGCUCAAGAGCGCUUCCGGCGCCUGAUUGCUGCAGUCAUUACUCAAGCAUUUUCUUACAUGGUCCAGGCUGGCUUGGAGUAUGGGUGCGUGAGUACCGGCGAGGCGUUCAUCUUCCUACGGGUGCCUGAUGAUCCUAGGACGGCCUACUAUUUCCUAUCCGUCCCUAAAGGCGACGUUGGGGAAACUACGGGAUGGGCUCUAGAUUCUGAAGGGGCAAAUCGGCUGCAUCUAACCGCUGUCGGACAGAUGCUGGCGUUUACGCUUCAGGCGUUAAAGACACCACCUCGGAGUCAUAAGUGGCGAGCUGAGGCGGCUGUUAUGCUAAACAGCUGGGAGGUUGUGUAUGACGAUCUACUUGAGACAAUCCCUACCCAAGACGCACCAUCAUCAGAGUACCGGCCACCUCAGCACAACCAAUUCCUUCGCAUGUCGCCUGUCCAGCUCCGACGGAGACCAACUCAAACCAGCUCCCUGAAUUGCGAGCCAGCGCAGGAUCAAUAUGAAGCUAGCGACCAGGAACCUGAUCCGGACACUCCGAGUCAAAAGCGGCCCUUACCCCGGCGUUCAACCCGUAGCCAGGCCACUGCCAGCAACUCGUCAUCUAGUCGUGAUUCCCGCCGCGGAGCGCAGAACGGGAGUGGGCAAUAUUGCACCCAAAACUGCCUACGUGGUUUAGUCGAGGGCGGUCCACUUGACGUGUUGUGCCCAAACGUACGAGAUCAUGGGGAGAACUAUCAUCGGAUCGACCGACGCCAAUUCCUUGUUCUAGUUCGCCAACAACUCUCAGAAGACCUGGAUACCGACUGCAAGCCUGUAGGCAUUCCUGGAGCAUGCGGUGUUUUGUUCCAAGUUAGACUAAACUCGUACGGAUAUACUGCCGCCGCCAAAUGCACCCCGAUUGACUUCAUUCAUCGCCUACGUAGGGAGGCUACCAUCUAUGAACACCUUCGUCCACUCCAGGGCGUCUAUGUGCCAGUACAUUUGGGUAACAUCGACCUCGUCUAUCCCUAUUUCUACGAGGGUAUUACGGAGCUUGUUCAUAUGAUGUUCCUUAGUUUUGGAGGAGAGCUCAUCUCUCGACACAUUACUGCCGAUAACAGACUAUUCAUCACUCAACAGUUGGAGUGUUCAGCUCAGGCCAUUCACAAUUUAGGGGUCCUUCAUCACGAUCUCAUGCCUCGCAACAUACUGUGGAAUACGGAGGUUGGCAAAGUUAUGGUAAUCGACUUUGAGCGGGCGGAGGUCGUGAAGCCACGGGCUGCCCUAGGCAUUAUAUCACCAAACCGAAAAAAAAAGAGAGCAAGUCCGGUUAAACAACGAGGAGAAGAAUCUUUGUUUACACGGGAAACGCGACGGGCAGCUAUUGAAUUACGCGGAUUAACAUAGCCCUCGACUCAUUUGACAAGAAGCCCUAGCUGAGCGUUGCAGAGACAUGGACGGAUGGGACGAGAUGGAAGC